CACUGGCAGCAGCAACAGGAGCAGGGAUUCCCUGGCCCCCCAGCCGCAGGGAUGCCCUCCCCCAGUGCACACAGCCCAUAUACAGCCCUGCUAUCAGUACCUUGUACCUGUGCCCCAUUCUACCCUCUCAUCAUGUCACAGCAUCGACACCCCCUCACUGCCCAUCAUCUGCAGGAGGCUACCUGACAGCAUCCUAGCUGCAGUGGUCCCAUGUGCCCACACCAUGCCCAGGCCACUUUGGCACUGAUUAGGAGUCUGCCAGGAUAAUCCCUAUCAUUAUUUCACCAUUUACCCCUUUUCCUGUGCCCAUCAGCUGCAUCACAGCCCACCUUGGCAUAGAUCUCAUACAUUGGCCUCAAUGAGCUCAUAUGUAAUCCAUCUCUAUCGCUGUCUUCCCCUGGCUAAGCACACAGUGGCAUCACAGGCACAGUCAACGUCAACAUGAUAUAUUAAGACUCAUGAACCACUGAGAUGAAAUCAGCCUGAAACUAGAUGUAGACAAGUGACCAGUGAAGAUUCUCCUUCCUCUAUACAUUCUGCCAUGUUUGUGGCUAUCAUAAGAAGCUGUGUUUGUCUUCAUGAAGAUUCCUAAUCUUGGUAAUGUGAUGAAUAAAUUUGAGGUCCUUGGAGUUGUAGGUGAAGGAGCUUAUGGAGUGGUGCUUAAAUGUCGACACAAGUGCCACAUUGAGCAGAAACUGGAGCAAAGUAUUGAUACAGUGGGACAAAUCCAGGAAACAAAGGAAAUUGUGGCAAUCAAGAAAUUUAAAGAUAGCGAAGAAAAUGAAGAAGUCAAGGAGACGACACUGCGAGAGCUUAAAAUGCUUCGCACUUUGAAGCAGGAAAAUAUAGUUGAGCUGAAAGAAGCAUUUAGAAGAAGAGGAAAAUUAUACCUUGUCUUUGAAUAUGUCGAGAAGAACAUGCUUGAGCUGCUGGAAGAGAUGCCAAAUGGAGUUCCUCCGGAAAAAGUCAAGAACUACAUUUAUCAGCUCAUCAAGGCAAUUCACUGGUGUCACAAGAAUGACAUUGUUCACAGAGACAUCAAACCAGAAAACCUCCUCAUUAGUUACAAUGACAUCUUAAAACUCUGUGAUUUUGGCUUUGCACGGAAUUUGUCUGAAGGUAGCAAUGCCAAUUACACAGAAUAUGUGGCCACCCGAUGGUACCGUUCUCCAGAACUGCUUUUGGGGGCUCCAUAUGGAAAGGCUGUUGACAUGUGGUCUGUAGGCUGUAUCCUUGGAGAGCUGAGUGAUGGCCAGCCACUUUUUCCUGGAGAAAGUGAAAUAGAUCAGCUUUUUACAAUCCAGAGGGUGCUAGGACCUCUUCCAUCAGAGCAGAUGAAGCUGUUUUACAGCAACCCUCGUUUCCAUGGGAUGCGGUUUCCUGCUGUCAAUCAUCCGCAGUCUUUGGAAAGACGAUAUUUGGGAAUCAUAAGUAGUGUUUUGCUUGACCUCAUGAAGAACCUAUUGAAGCUAAACCCGUCUGAUCGAUAUUUGACUGAGCAGAGCCUGAACCACCCUGCAUUUCAGACUCAGAGACUCUUGGAUCGUGGUGGGAGUUCUCCUUCCAGAUCAUCCAAGAGAAAAACUCAUCACUCAGACAGCAACUCAGCAAGCAGGAAGCCUUCUAGUAAAAGUUCACAGCCACAUCACAGAUCAAACAGUAAAGAUAUACAAACGCUAUCUGUUGGACCAAAACGAAUUGAAGAGACUCACCCGCCAAAUGAGACGUUUAUCAAUGGAAACCACCCAGCAGGAUCUCAUAGUCCGACAGUCCAUCCAAAAAAGAGUAACCAAAGUGGGUCUGGUAACAAGGAUCUAUCAAAUAACAAUUUGCCGCAUCUUCUUAGUCCAAAGGAAGUAAAGUCUAAGAAUGAAUUUGACUUUAGUACUGAGCAAAAGGUCACUGAAGGACCAGGCACCAAAUACUUGAAAUCAAGUUCACGCUCUCAACAUAACAGACAUUCAUUCAUGGAAGGAAAAACCAGCAGCUUACAACCGGGUGAAAGGCAUGCUCGCCAUAGCUACAUUGACACCAUCCCACAAUCCUCAAAGAAAAGCAGUUCUUACAUGAACUAUUCAAAAAGUCAUGGUGUCCUGACAGAUUCAAAGUCAGUAGGUAAUCUUAGUGAAAACAGAGGACAAGCUCUAGAGCCAAACAGUAGAUAUUUUCCAUCUAGCUGUCAUGACUUAAACUCUCCAACUAGUCCUGCUGGUCCUAGGCAUGUUGACAAUAGAGGUAUGUUGAGCCCCUCUGGGAGGACUAAUCGAAAAGAAGGGACUUUGGAGUCUCGAAGACCGACCACUAGACAUUCCAGAACCAUGGAGGAGCUGAAACUUCCUGAUCAGAUGGAUGGUAGUCAUUCCCACUCACUCUCAGCCCCACAUGAAUCUUUUUCAUAUGGCCUGGGUUACACUAGUCCUUUCUCCUCACAACAGCGCCCUCACAGACACUCCAUGUAUGUGAGCCGGGACAGAGUACGGGUUAAGGGAAAUGACCCAGGACUAAGUGUUGGGCAAGGUAUGGCAUCCAGGGCCAACAGUCUACAGUUGCUAUCUCCUCAGGUACAACAUCGAACAUUGACAAGAUCUGUUGGAUCAUCUCGUGAAGAUUGCACAGAAGACACUACUAGGCAGGCUGACCCAGGUCCAUCAGAGGGGAUCAUCCACUCAAGAUCUCUAGCUAAAGAGCCCAACAGAGAUGGUGCAACUUCAUUUCAUACGCGACAAAAGACUGAGGGAGGACCUUAUCAUGACAUGCAUCCAGAUGAUGGGGCCUCCUCCAAAGAAAACCGCCAUAUGUACAAUGACACAGUUCCUAGGAGGGUUGGCAGCUUCUACAGAGUUCCGUCACCUCGUCCAGAGGGAACAUUUCAUGAAAACAGUGUGUCAAAUCGCAGUUCUUCUCACCCAGCUGACAGCAGCGCAGGAACAAAUCACUCGAAGAGACAAACUACUUUCGAUCCCUGGAAAGGAGCAGAAAAAAGCCAUUCAGAACAAAUAAAAGACAAAGAAAAGCAAAGUUUUUUUCGAGUCAUAAAAAAGAAAAAGAAGAAAUCCCAAGCUACAGAAUCCACAGACUCUGAGAAACCGAUCAUCAGGAAAAGCCUCUUUCCACUUUUUAGUUCAAAGAACAAUAUAAAGCAUAGUUCUUCUUUGAAAAAGUCGCCUGUAGGCAGUCUUCCAAUGAUGCCCAAUACAGAUGGUCCGGAUCAUCUGACUAUACAGAAAGGCGUCCACUCAUCCAGCCACAAAAGCAGCAGACACAAAGAGUGGCGUCCAGACAAGAUGGCAGAAAUACACUCACAUAGUCAACCUUUAAAGUCCCUGUGGAAGCUCUUGCACCCUUCAUCUUCCUCAAACCACUCGGUACCAUCAGAUCCACGUUUCCAACCAUUACCCAACCAGCCACCUAAAACCCCCUCCUUUGCGGAGGCCAGAAUACACCCAAUGGGCCAGCCUUCCAGCUCUAUGCAUCGCCAAGAGCCGCAGCUUAAAAGUCGUCAGGGGCUACAGAUUCCUGGGCAGCCAGAUCCAUUAUGGCACGUCUCCCCAGUGAACAGAGGAACUAAUGAUGGAGCUCCGUUCCCUGACCAGCUGGCCUCCAAACCUGGACAGAACGGGCUGCCUUUUAACCGGACAAAAAGAACCCGAUUGCCAAAUUUAAAUGACUUAAAAGAGACAGCUCUUUAGUUGACUUCUGUGGGCAAAUGGCAAAAGUAUAUAUGAAAGUGAGUACUGGGUGAAUGGCAGAUUGGUGAAGGAGCUUCAAAGAGAUAUAUACGCAAGUACCUAUAGUUAUAUUAAUAUGUGCAAUAUGCUUGUGUGAGGUUACACUGUGCUGCAGACCCACCCACUAAUAUUUUUGUUGAUUGUUCGGUUAUCCGCUACCAGUUUCCUUGUGACAUUAGAAUGUGCAAUAAAAAUAUAUUGUCAAAAUAUCUAAGGAAGUUCCCUAAUUACGCAAGAUAAAAAGAAUCAAAAAUCUUUAUUUCCCCUGGCUGGCACCCAUAUAUUUGUAUGACAGAAAUAAAUAGCCUUAACCAGGGAAUAAAACAAUAUUUUACACCUGAAUGAUAUAAAGUGGGUUUAUCCAGAUUAAGAUAUUUUUAAGGAAAUAACACUUCCAUAUUUGAUAUUUUUUAUAAUAUUUAUUUAAGAUAAACUAUUAUCAUAAUGUCAUAUCAUUUUGUCAAGUUAUUUUAAGCUGUUAUAAACAUUGUGAAACCGUACAACAGCUAAAGUAGAUUAUAUGAAAACGUGCAGUAUAACAU
Molecule: messenger RNA, 4270 nt
Organism: Pseudophryne corroboree (corroboree frog)
Lineage: Eukaryota; Metazoa; Chordata; Amphibia; Anura; Myobatrachidae
Gene: CDKL5
Product: cyclin dependent kinase like 5
Exons: 21
Coding region: 579-3689 (1036 amino acids)
Biological process (GO): positive regulation of axon extension; protein phosphorylation; regulation of dendrite development
Cellular component (GO): dendrite cytoplasm; nucleus
Molecular function (GO): protein kinase activity; ATP binding
Source: RefSeq, a predicted model, not a curated record